AUGGCAAGUGUCACGUAUGGCCCGGCACUUGCCGUGACCGCGAGGCCUCAGCAGCCCGUCAAGCGUGCUCCUGCUCCUCCCGUCUCCCCCGAGGUCAGGAAAGCCAUGACUCUUGCUCGUCAAGAGAAAGAGGCGAGGAUCCGCGAGCGGAUCGCGCAAUGGCACGAGCAAACUGCUGCGUUCGCCCGGCAGAUGGCUCAAGACUUCGGGAAGACGGAGGGGUACUUCCUCCACCUGCUUUUCUCUGGCUCCGUGAACACGAAGAACACUCGCAAGCCGAACGCUUACAACGCGUGGUCUAGUUCAGUAGCCAAGGCUGCGAACGAAGGAGCAGCUGCAGGCAAGUCGCAAUCUCUGCUCGACGUUCAGAGGGACCAUAAGGAAGCAUACAAAAAUCUUACGCCCGAAGCGAAGGCGGAGCUCGUCACGCUUUUAGAGGAGACCCGGGCGUCGCGGCAGUAUGGUGUUCGUCUCUCAGCUCGGGCCAAGCACAACGACAUCAUUCGCACGUCGGCGAAGUUGGAUGCGAUGCUGUUCGGUCUCAAGCUGCGUACGGGCGUCGAAGGAUUCACUUGUAUCUUCAAGGGCGACGUCGACAUUACCUUCGCCCCGCGCUGGUAUUUCACGAACUCGGACAUCAACACCUACCUUGGUCAGGCAGUGCGUAGAGGGUGGGACAUCCAGGCAAUCGGGGCACUGGCCGAGGCGUUUGCAGUUGCUGGGUGCGACUUUAUGAGGUUCCUUCGGACUUCUAAGGAUCGCGCAGACUAUAUGAAGUCAGAGAUCCGUGACCUCGUGCAAAGUCAACUCGUCGAGCUGACUGGCAAUGAGAAGAUCAAGAUGAACUAUCUUAACUUCGAACGCGACUUCAUUGUUAAGCAAGGAAUCGACGUCUUAGGCUGGACCCACGACAAGUUCAUCAACCCGUCCGACAUGAGCACAAGCCUCCCCCCUCUUCGUAAACUCGUUGACGCGCUCAAGAAUGGGUCUUGCAAGUUUGUUCGCCUGUCGCCGGCCGAUCAUCGCGUGCGAGAGAAGGAGUAUUAUCGAAAGGUUGAGGCCGGGGAUGUCGCACCUCGUAAAGAGCGUCAGGACAAGGGCGUCGCACGGGGAAAGCGCAGCCGUUCCGACGCGCGUGAUGAUGAGGAUGAUAGCCAGGAGACCGAGCAACCCGACGAGAACGUAGCGGAGGCCCCGGGCCCACCGCAGAAGCGUCGUCGGACGUCGAAGGCUGUGUCGAAGUCGAAGGCUGCGUCGAAGCCAAAGGCCGCGGCGAAGAACCGUCCCAAGAGUGCACCGUUCGUCGAGAACGACGAGUAG
Fomitopsis serialis is the source of this 1320-nucleotide messenger RNA. RefSeq lists its product as uncharacterized. NCBI's taxonomy places the organism in Eukaryota, Fungi, Basidiomycota, Agaricomycetes, Polyporales, Fomitopsidaceae. The transcript has 5 exons. The record is from RefSeq and is a predicted model, not a curated record. The coding region runs from base 1 to 1320 and encodes 439 amino acids.